Myiozetetes cayanensis is the source of this 6116-nucleotide messenger RNA. RefSeq names its product phosphodiesterase 7B (gene PDE7B). The record is from RefSeq and is a predicted model, not a curated record. Lineage: Eukaryota; Metazoa; Chordata; Aves; Passeriformes; Tyrannidae. Gene Ontology annotation, molecular function: 3',5'-cyclic-AMP phosphodiesterase activity. The coding region runs from base 84 to 1583 and encodes 499 amino acids. The transcript is spliced from 12 exons.
GCCCCCGCCCCGCUCUGGAUGCCCAUCGCGGCUGCUCCGGCCGGGGGGUGGCUGCAGCUCCGCGGCGCGGGGCGAGGGCCAGGAUGCCGGUGCUGGAGCGCUUCUUCCCCGCGGCAGAGCCGGGCAGGCGGAGGAGGACGGGGGAAGAGCCGAUGCCCUUUCCCAUGGGCAGCCUGCCCGGUUAUCAGCAGGGAACCCUGGCCUGGGAUUUGCCCGAGAUGAUUAAGAUGGUAAAGCUCGUUUGGAAAUCCAAGGGAGAGCUCCGCGGGGCGAAGCACAGAGGGGUUCUGGAGAGCGAGGAUGCCCUGGGCGGUUCUGCAGGAGAUGCACGGGUGAGAGGUCAGACAGGAGUUCUCUCCGAGCGCCGUGGCUCCUACCCAUUUAUAGACUUCCGUCUUCUUAACAAUACUACACUCUCAGGGGAAAUCGGCACCAAGAAAAAAGUGAAAAGACUGUUAAGUUUCCAGAGGUAUUUCCAUGCAUCCAGGUUACUGCGUGGAAUUGUACCACAAGCCUCUCUGUACCUACUGGAUGAGGACUACCUUGGGCAAGCAAGGCAUAUGCUAUCCAAAGUGGGAAUGUGGGAUUUUGACAUUUUCUUGUUUGACCGCUUGACAAAUGGAAACAGUCUCGUAACACUGCUUUGUCACCUCUUCAAUGUGCAUGGACUUAUUCACCAUUUCCAGUUAGACAUGGUUACAUUACACAGGUUUUUAGUUAUGGUUCAAGAAGAUUACCAUAGCCAAAACCCAUACCACAAUGCUGUCCAUGCUGCUGAUGUCACACAAGCUAUGCACUGCUAUCUGAGGGAGCCUAAGCUUGCCAGCUUCCUCACGCCGUCGGACAUCAUGCUGGGACUGCUGGCUGCUGCGGCCCAUGACGUGGAUCACCCAGGGGUCAACCAGCCCUUUCUGAUUAAAACAAAACACCACCUUGCCAGCCUGUACCAGAACGUCUCAGUGCUGGAAAACCAUCACUGGCGAUCUACGAUAGGCAUGCUGCGAGAGUCACGGCUCCUCGCCCAUCUGCCCAAGGAGGUGACACAGGACAUCGAGCAGCAGUUGGGCUCCCUGAUCUUGGCAACAGACAUCAACAGGCAGAAUGAGUUUUUGAUCCGUUUGAAAUCUCACCUUGACAAUCAGGACUUGAGGCUGGAGGAUGCACAAGACAGACAUUUUAUGCUUCAGAUUGCACUCAAGUGUGCUGACAUUUGCAACCCUUGCCGGCUCUGGGAUCUGAGCAAACAGUGGAGUGAACGGGUCUGCGAAGAGUUUUAUCGGCAAGGUGAUCUAGAACAAAAAUUUGAACUGGAAAUAAGCCCCCUUUGUAAUCAGCAGAAGGAUACAAUACCAAGCAUACAGAUUGGGUUCAUGACAUACAUCGUUGAGCCACUCUUUGAGAGGUGGGCCCAGUUUACAGGCGAUACUCCCCUAUCUGAAAAUAUGCUAAACCAUCUCAGGAGGAACAAGGCCAAGUGGAGAAGCUUGCUCCACAAGCAACACAGCAGUAGUAGGAGCAAUGACCACUCAGGUCAAGUGACUGGCAGCCAGGAACAGACUUUAAAUGAAGAAGAGACUCCUUAGUGGCAGCUUUGUACUUUUCCUUACAGUACUGCUAUCUCCGUCUUGGUCACAGCAGCAAGAAAGAUCCCGAGUAGCCAGGAGCCUGUUGUCGAGACCGUGCAAAGGGAAGAAACGGCAAAGCAGAAGCUGUAAGGGUCCUCACCAACAAGCCCAAGGUUCUGCUGGCUUGCUUUCUGAUCCUCACGUUCCGUUCCUCUCCCCUCUCUUCGUCCUGCGCAUGCCUGAUGUUGUCCGUCGCUCCUGAUCGCGAACUGUCCGAAUGCGGAGUCCCAGUCAGCAGCAGUUACGGCUGCCGUGAAGCAGGGAGGGUUCCUCAGAGACAGGGGAGACAGAGAGGCACUCUUGGUGAUAUAUUCAUUUCCCACAAGUCAUACUGUGACAUAUGUAUAUAGGCCCAGAGCACCACACCUGCUCCAGGCUGGCAGCUGGGCUGCACAUUAAACCACCAGCAUCUUCGGCAUCCAGAGGACACAGGCUGACAGACGGUGCUCACAGAGGGCAGAGAGAGUCUGGUUGUUUUAGUAAUUAAAACAAAAACCUUUUUAACUUUUGUAUUCUGUGCACUAAACAACAGAUCUUAAAACCUUGGACUGAAGUUACUCUCUGUAUACACGCCUCCGGUGUAACAAGGCUCAUUUUGGUAAUCAUUUUUAUGCCACUUUGGAUAAAAGACGGGGCAUCUUCUCAUUGCAAGGAAGAGUAUUCCCUUGCAACCAAAAGGGAAGGUGUAGUACAGUCUAAACCUUUGAAACACGAACAGAUCUAUCUUUUGAGUACUGUUUCAAGUAACCUGUUUAUAUUCAUAUGUGUACAUUUUCUGUAAAUACAAAGCGCUACUGAUUCCCAUGCCAAAAUACUGGAGUACUGUGGGAUUGCUACCUGUAAAAACAUUGGCACUGUGAACAGAAUACUGUUAGUUUUAAUACAAGAGAAAGCAUUUGUAAAUAUGGUAUAGAGUUUAUUAAUAUACACCAUUGUUUGUGGAUAAAAGCCUUAACUUUUAGCAUCCUUCAUAGCUGCCAAAAUCAUAUGAUUACAAGAUGCGAUUCUGAACUGCCUUUCCACUAUCCAAGGUGUAUCAAAGGUCAUUAAGGAAUGAAGUCUGGCAGGAUAACUUCUUGAAAACUUCAAACACAUUCCAUAUGGGUCCGUGUUGUUAAUCCAUGGCACCUUGCACAUUUGGUCUAGGCAAAUGUCUCACAGAGCCUGAAGUUUUAAGUUAAAAAAAAAAAAACAAACAGGCCCCACAGCAACACCACAUGAUUUGACAGCUCAACCUGAUUACCAUUCAUUCAAGAGUGUGAAUUUUUACUAAAUAGCUUAGUGGUCUACAAAGCACGGCAUUCAGUAGUUCUGGACGCCAGUUGUUUUCUCAAGAGAUGUUGCAGUGUAGCUCUUAACUGUCAUAGUUGCUGAGGAAUUCUCUAUGAUCUUGUGUUUGUGAAAGAUACAUGGCCUUAACUAUGCCAUAAACAACCUCAGUUUGGAAAGUCUUUAUAAAACUUAAGCUUCCAUCAUUUCAAUGAGAUUGUAUUCUCAAGUGAUUGUCCCCUUCUCUUCUGCCCCAAGUAAAAAUAACUGCACUCAGGUGAAGCAUAGUGUUGUAAACCCCCAGUACAUCAAAUCUGUGUAGCUGUUUUCCAAAAGAACUAAAAGGUAUGGCCAUAUAAUCAUGUUUGGAUGUGAAUACCUUGAAGAGGCCAACAAAGAAAGAGCUGUUUAAGCUGGUGUUUGAGAAAGAUAUUUAUAUCAUAAAUAUUUAUAUCGUCAAAGUGCAAGGGGAGAUAGAUUUCUCUCAAUUACAGGGGAUAUUGACUUGAUAAGAGAAAGUUCAUGCUCAUAAGGUGACUAAUAUGUUUAAAGGAAAAUAAAAAGCAUAAGUUUUAGCAAAGGAUGGUUUACUCUACUAAUUCUUUGUAUGUAUCUUCAGAGAAAGAAGCUGAAAUCCAGUGAAGUAGGAAGGUGGAAAACACUGUGAGAACACAAAGCACUCCAAGAAUGAUGUUUUUCUUCCCCCUAUACUGUUAUAUAAGGUAUAAUCAGUAGAAAAUCUUUUUCCCACUUCUAAAUGAGACUCACAUAUUAGAAGGACCACAGCAAGCAAAGAGAGAGACAGAGAGUUGUAAUAUAAUUAAAUUGUUUCUAACUACAGGACAUAAUUUCUUCUUAACCACCUGAUGGUGGGGGCAGAAGCAUCACCGUUUUGCAGCUUUUUAGAUGUCUCUAUCCUUCUGACAGAUUUAGGACAAUUAUUAGGACAUUACACAAGCAGUGUAAUUUGCUGCUUAGAAGCACUUAAGUACAUACAAAAGGCUAUAAUUUCCCUUGUUUUGUCUUUUUACUAAGAAACGAAAGCCCUUCUAGUUCAGAGAAAUUUUUUACAAUGUUCUGAAAUUUAGUUAAACAAACACGGUGUCUAGCAGCAUAAAAAGCUCUUGACAGAGACACUGUUGAGCUGUUUCUGAAGAGCUUCCAGAAAAUAGGUCCAGCAGUUACAGCUGCAUGAAACUCAAGCUCUUUUCUACAAGUGGAGCCUACAGAGUCCAUUACAAGUUUGCUCUUACCAAGCUAAAACUUUUCAACUUUAAAAAGGUGCUCUGAAAAUUGUGGGAAAUUUUGGCACACUGAUUUGCUAGAUUUCAUACUUGCUGGAUUUCAAUCACCUUGUCUAAUGAAACAGUGCUUGAAAUAGGUUCAGGGUGGCUCCAGCAAUGCUUCUGUGCUUGUGAGUCAAAGCCAUUUACACAAAUUUGGGUCUAGCCAGUUUGCCUCAGGUGUUCCAGACAGAGGUGUGCUGAAAAGUUAGGCUCUGGCAGCAAAUUCCUGGCACCCAAAUUCACUGGGGUCUGUGAUGCAAAGUGCUACCAUCUGAUUUCCCUUAGGAGCCAAACAAUGACCGAUAACAGCUGAUCCAACAGCGCCAGUGUUCAGUAUACGUGGUUGUGAUACACUCUUGGUAUUCUGUAGUUCGGAGGGCAUUUCUGCAGCGGGUUUUCUCCCCAGGAUGCCAACAGAAAGCUGAUGCACAGAAUGGAAAAACUAUGCAGAUAAUUCAGAUUUCUGUGUUGUCAGCCCUAUCAGCCACUUUAGAGAAAGCCUUUGUGCGUUAUUUUUCCUUCUUACUGGGCCAGUGCAGGCAACAGAUUUUGAAGUUUCUUUAAAACUGAGUUAAGGUUUUCAUGUAUGGAAAGAAAAAGAAAACUACUAGAAGCAGGAGGUCAAAAUGUUUUUAUGACCCACAACUGCAAUUUGUUUGAUUAAAAUCUAGAUUCUUUAAAUGAAGAUUUCAUACCAUCAAAGAAGAAAUUUGUAUAAUUAACAACAAUAAUAAGUGAUGAUAAGUGAUAAGUGAAAAUUUUAGGUUGGUUAAAAUAAUGCAUACAUAUGCAUUGUCGAUAAGUAAAGAUUUUACCUACCUUUAGGUUUUUAAGUGUCAAUAGUCCAGCCACCAGCCAAAUGGGGAAUAAAAGGACUUUUAAAAACAUGUACCUUUGGAAUAAAGGAACAGAGAGAGGAGUAGCUGAAAUGAAGUAGAGUCUAUGGAGGAAAAAGAAAAAACCAAAACACAUGAUCUGCAGUUGUAUCUAACCUAAUCUACAACACAGGUCAAUUAUUUUUGUAUAAACUUGUGAUUUUCCUGAAGAAAACCAAGGCCUCCCCGAUGAUUAACAGUAGAGAAGGCUGCUACCACAGUAAAUAAGAUAAGCCCAUUGUUACACUGCAUAGCUAUCCUACCAGCUUUUCCAGUCUGUGGUUGAAAUUUCUGUUAGAAGUGUCUGUCAAAUUAGACACAAAAUACACACCAGCCCUUCCAAAUGGAUUCUCCUAAGAAACGAGAAACACUCAAGUAGUUACAAUUUUAUUUUCAGAUACCAGCCAUAAUUUAUAGCCUGAUUAUUUUAGGUCACUCAGCUGAGUUGUCCAUAAAGUAUGCCCAUUCCUCUCCUGAUACCACCACCCCCCACUUAUGGCCCACAAAAAUCAAUAAUUUUUAGAUUUGAAUUAAGAUCCUGCAAAUCCAAAAAAAGCCACCCUGAUCAGAAACAAAACUGCAAGACAAAUUUCAUGCCAUGAAUAUGUAUUCAAAUUACUUUGAUUGGUGCAAACUGUUACUCUAUUAUUUGUUUCUAUGAUCCAUCCAAUAUUUUAGGUACAUAAACUUUUAAGUGCAGAGCGUAAGUUUGACUUGGAUGUAAAAUAUAUUCUGCUUAUCUUUGAAUUCAAGAUUGUAUAUGUCAUGUUUAUUGUAAAGCAUUUUAUAUAUACAUAUUCACAUAUCUUAUACAACUCUUUGGGCCAAACACUGGUCCCCCCAACUUCACUGGGACCAAGAAUCAGCCCCCGUAUGUGCGUAUAUAUGCCAUAUGCAUCAUUCUGAAAGGAAGCACUAGGUUGUGUGAAAAUGCUGUGACUGCUAUGCAGUGAUGCCAAGAGACUUAACUGUAUCUUUUUUAACAUACUGCUGUAAGUAUUCAUCAUGUCAAAGAAUGACAACUAAUAAAAAAAAAAAAAAUGAAGUGUCUCAAAUUUUUU